This is a messenger RNA of Amphiprion ocellaris (clown anemonefish), 501 nucleotides long. It is a transcript of the gene lamtor4, whose product is annotated as late endosomal/lysosomal adaptor, MAPK and MTOR activator 4. The transcript is spliced from 4 exons. The record is from RefSeq and is a predicted model, not a curated record. Bases 95 to 397 code for a protein of 100 amino acids. Gene Ontology annotation, biological process: positive regulation of TOR signaling; cellular response to amino acid stimulus. NCBI's taxonomy places the organism in Eukaryota, Metazoa, Chordata, Actinopteri, Pomacentridae. Gene Ontology annotation, cellular component: Ragulator complex; lysosome. Gene Ontology annotation, molecular function: guanyl-nucleotide exchange factor activity.
CGGCACUUGAAAGCCUCAGCGGUCACGUGAAAAAUCCAGCAGAAACAGGAAAUGGUGCAGAGCUGCAGUUUUUAGGAACAGAAGAAGAAGAAAGAUGAGCACCGCUGCGCUCACCGCGGGUCUGGACCGGAUCCCCGACCAGCUCGGUUACCUGGUCAUCAGUGAGGACGGAGUUCUGGCCUCUGCAGGUGAGCUGGAGAACGACGAGCACACGGCCGGCGUCAUGAUGCAGAUGGUCCGCACGGCGAGUCGCUUCAGGUUGUCCGGGUCGACCGAUCCGCCCUUCAAACGGAUGUCAGUGAUCCUGGAGGACUUCGUCUACACGGUGACGGUUUCCGGUCAGAAGGUGUUCGUGGUCAAACGUCAGAACAACCAGCACGAGCCAAUCAGCGUGUAGGAGGAGGUCAGGUGGUCCGAUGAUGAAAGUGUGACUGCAGUUUAUUUGACAUUUAGUUUGUUUGCUGUUUAAGUUUUCUGUCAAAUAAAAUUAUUUGAAUCUUU